AUGCGGGGGUUGACUCUUCCAAAAACACCACUAACUUCCGGUGGCAGCAGCAGCAAGCCUCCAUUAGUGCCUUUGGUGGACUCAUUACCAUGUUUUGCUGGCAUUUCUAGAAAACCCAUUUCACCUUUAUUAAGAUGCAGAGAGAUCUCAAAGUUGAAUUCCAGAUUCGGCACAUUUAGAGCACAAGCAUCCAAUGUUAGUAUAGGAUCUGGAGGCUAUGAGGGUGAGGAGGAAGACAACCAGAAAAGUUUCGUCAAUGGUCCUGGUGACAACUUACCUGACAUUGUAAAACCACCCAGCAAAAUUCCUUAUCCUCUAUCUAUAGCUAUUGUGCUACUUGGAUGUGCUUUGGUAUUUUCACUUAUCGCUUUCGUGAGAGGUGGACCUUCAUCAAUUUUAGCAGCAAUCGCAAAGUCAGGAUUAACUGCCGCAUUCACAUUAAUAUUUGUUUCCGAAAUAGGGGACAAGACAUUCUUUAUUGCCGCACUCUUGGCCAUGCAAUAUGAGAAAGGAUUGGUUCUUCUGGGGUCAAUGGGUGCUCUUUCACUUAUGACAAUCUUGUCAGUUGUAAUUGGACGAAUAUUUAAUUCAGUGCCUGCUCAGUUCCAAACAACCCUGCCAAUUGGAGAAUAUGCAGCUGUAACUCUUCUCAUGUUCUUUGGGCUAAAAUCAAUAAAAGAUGCAUGGGAUCUACCAUCAAAUGACGCUAAGACUGGUGACAAAAGUAGUCCGGAACUUGAUGAAUAUGCUGAAGCUGAGGAGCUUGUGAAAAAGAAGGAAUGGGGAGAUCGCUCAAUGCUUGCAACAAUUGCUCUCGGUGCUGCUCAGUCUCCAUGGGGCGUGGCAACUGGAGCCAUUGCUGGACACCUGGUUGCGACAUCCAUUGCGAUUCUAGGAGGAGCCUUUCUUGCAAACUACAUUUCAGAAAAGCUGGUUGGCUAUUUGGGUGGAGCGCUGUUUCUUGUUUUUGCUGUUGCCACUUUUUUUGGCUUCUUCUAA
Dovyalis caffra is the source of this 999-nucleotide messenger RNA. The record is from the annotation of a GenBank genome assembly. Lineage: Eukaryota; Viridiplantae; Streptophyta; Magnoliopsida; Malpighiales; Salicaceae.